Molecule: messenger RNA, 1473 nt
Organism: Salpingoeca rosetta
Lineage: Eukaryota; Choanoflagellata; Craspedida; Salpingoecidae
Product: cytosolic malate dehydrogenase
Exons: 10
Coding region: 138-1145 (335 amino acids)
Biological process (GO): oxaloacetate metabolic process; malate metabolic process; tricarboxylic acid cycle
Molecular function (GO): L-malate dehydrogenase (NAD+) activity
Source: RefSeq, a predicted model, not a curated record
CGUUGCCACUGUGCACACAAAUCAUUUUUCUUUCCGCACUGCUCAACCAACCGACCGACCACUCACUGACCGCGAGUGACCAUCCAUCCAGCCAAUUCACAACCGUCUCGUUCUCUCCACCUCUUAGCACCAGCAUCAUGGCUCAGAAGGAACCCAUCAACGUGUGCGUGACCGGCGCCGCCGGCCAGAUCGCCUACUCCCUUCUUCCCCUCAUCUGCCGCGGCAACGUCUUUGGCGAGGACCAGCCCGUGAACCUGCACCUGCUUGACAUCACUCCCAUGAUGGGCACGGUCAACGGAGUCAUCAUGGAGCUCUCGGACUGCGCCUUUGAGCUCGUCAACAAGAUUGUUGCCACGGACGAUCCCAUGGUCGCCUUCAAGGACUGCGACGCAGCCAUGCUGGUUGGUGCAAUGCCACGCCGCGAGGGUAUGCUCCGCAAGGACCUGCUGGAGAAGAACGCCGGCAUCUUCAAGGUGCAGGGCGCCGCGCUGGACAAGGUUGCCAAGAAGACUGUGCGUGUUGUCGUUGUCGGCAACCCGGCCAACACCAACGCCCUCGUCACCUCCGAGUUUGCUCCCAGCAUCCCAAAGUCCCAGUUUACCGCACUCACCCACCUCGACCAGAGCCGCGCGCGUGCCAUGGUUGCCGAGCGCGCCGGCGUCAACACGAGCCAGGUGAAGAACGUCAUCAUCUGGGGCAACCACUCCUCCACCCAGUACCCGGAUGUCGAGCACGCCGUGAUUGUGAGCGCUGACGGCGCGCGCACGUCUGUGAAGAAGGCCGUUGGCGACGAGGCAUGGCUCCAUGGUGACUUCAUCAAGGCUGUGCAGACGCGUGGCGCUGCUGUGAUCAAGGCGCGCAAGCUGUCCAGCGCCAUGUCGGCCGCAAAGGCUGUGGCAGACCACAUGCAUGUCUGGUGGCACGGCACAAAGGAGGGCGAGUUCACGUCGAUGGGUGUGAUGACGGAUGGCAGCAAGUACGGCAUCAACGCAGGCAUUGUCUUCUCCAUGCCCGUCACCAUCAAGGACGGCGUCAUCAGCGUUGUUGAGGGGCUGGAGAUCAGCGAUUUCUCGCGUGACAAGAUGCGCGCAACCGAGCACGAACUGCAACAAGAGCGGGAGACGGCACUCAAGAUUGUGCAGUGACUCGCAAAGCUGCAGGCGCACCUGUGACGCGGAGCGCAAACACGCCGGCCUCACUAUCCACCACCACCACUAGAACAACACCCGCCAUCAUUCUUUUUGUGGUCAUCGCCUGGCGUGUAUAUGAACAAGCAUGAAUUGGCGCACUUGCCAUUUCCUGGUUCAUCCCCGCUGCCCCGCUGUUUGUUAUCCUUGUUCACUGUGCUGCUUCAGCCACGCAGUCAUCCACCACGACGACCUCACAUGCCAGCUGGCUCUUUGUUGUCCCGCGAAAUAUUCCGAGCAACCAAGGGCCCCAAAGUAAAGUUACACAUUCAACAUUCAGCAUCCA